Molecule: messenger RNA, 564 nt
Organism: Oppia nitens
Lineage: Eukaryota; Metazoa; Arthropoda; Arachnida; Sarcoptiformes; Oppiidae
Exons: 2
Coding region: 76-399 (107 amino acids)
Source: RefSeq, a predicted model, not a curated record
AGUCUAACAGUCCAAGUGUUUGGUUUAAAAAAAAAAAUUAUUUGAAAAUAAAUUGAAAAAAAACACAAUUAAAAAAUGUUUAUUAGUAUUAAACAAUUUCUAGUAAUUUGUUUAUUAUUAUCUUUAAUAUGUAUUUCCUAUACUAAUGGACAGGCGUUUGCAUUUCAAGAAGAGGACAAUGAUUACAGGGGUCCCAACUAUGUUAAGCAAUGGUGUUGCGGUGGAAGCGGUUAUUGUCAUCGGAAUCUAAUGCCACCGAAAUUCCAGAUAUUCGACGAUCAGGACACCUGUUUGAACACUUGUCGACAGGGAUAUUGUAUGGCUGUUGACGAUAAAAAUUUGGAAAGAUUUACAGAAAAACCUAAACAAGUCGAUUAUGAUCUUGAUGAAAACGAUUAGACUGGUAAUGAUUGGAUUAAUGGAUUAAGGAUUAAGGAUUAAGGAUUAAGGAUUAAGGAUUAAGGAUUAAGGAAUUUGGAUUUUAUGAUAUACGAUUAUAUGGUUAUGUUAUGUACUAUUUAUAUAUAGUUAUAAUUGGUUAUUAGUUAGUUAGUUACAAUAAUA